AUGCUCAGGAUCGUCCUGUUGUGUGUCGAUUCUCACAGGCGCUCCGACCAACAACGCCUGGCCCUGCUCGGCACACAAAACGCUCCAUUCGUCAUGGAUCCUCAAAUCAACAAUGGUCCUCAGGGAAUCUACCAGGCCUGGCCCAUCAACAUACCGUCCAGACCAGCCUUCGAACGCUUCGUUGGACGCAUUGUCUUCAACUCCCGCACCAACAACACCAUUGACAUUCGACUACGCGCUUCGGAGUCCCUCCAAGACGACAUCACAUUCAUUCAACAGCUCCUUUUCACUCAGAACGCGCCAAUCGAACUUACGAUCCUUGCUCCAAGAGGACCAUUGGCCUCAGCCUGGAGGACUACCAUAAACGCAAGACUCAACAAUACUCUAGGUGGGAUCGGAUGGGCAUUCACCACGCAGGUCCCAAUCCGCCUUGAAGUGUUGCCUAUGUUAUGGGUCACCGUAUUCGAAUACUUGCUGAGCGCGGUCCAGUUAUUAGCGGCUUUCAUGUUUUUCUUCUUGCUUAGUCUGGGCCUACAGUGGAUGCGGAGGUCCUAG
Molecule: messenger RNA, 555 nt
Organism: Parastagonospora nodorum SN15
Lineage: Eukaryota; Fungi; Ascomycota; Dothideomycetes; Pleosporales; Phaeosphaeriaceae
Exons: 1
Coding region: 1-555 (184 amino acids)
Source: RefSeq, a predicted model, not a curated record